AUGCGUUUCCUCUCUUUUGCUGCGGCCACUGGGCUGCUGUCUGUGGUGGCUGCUCAGGCAGAUCAGUUGGAUGACGGCAUUGACCUGGCCAAGUCCUUCUUGUUGGACAAGAGGCUCUUGCUGGAGACAUGUGCCACUCUGAGCAUCACCACCACCACGACGUUGACUGUCGAGACGACAAUCUAUGUCACUCCCACUACCCAUCAGGGUGGACCGCCUACUCCUGGGACGUCCACUACGGCGACGAAAUCUGAGCCAUAUGUCCCGCCGCCGUAUUCACCCCCUGGGGGUCAAGGCAGUUCUACUGCGACUUCUACCGGAUCUAGCAGCUCCAUUACUCCAUUUGAAUCGUCUUCCUCUACACCUCCAGGAGGCCAGUUGACGUCGUCUACUACUACCCGCAGCAGUAGCACCGUUCCUUCAUCUGCCUCUACCACUUCUUCCACAAAGAGUAACCCCCCUGCUGGUUCUUCUACUCCUCCUGGAGGACAGUCCUCCACCCCGCCUGGAGGACAGUCAUCAACUGGCACCGGCUCUUCUACCCCUCCAGGGGGACAGUCGUCCACAUCUUCGUCGCCUCCAGGUGGUCAGUCCUUGACAUCCUCCAGCACUGUGAGCAGUAGUACCUCGUCUUCCACUGGAAAUGUCCCACCUAGCUCUGCUACCACCUCGUCGACCCAGAGCAACCCCCCUGCUGGGUCUACUACUCCUCCUGGAGGACAGCCAUCCACUGGCAAGGGUUCUUCCAGCAGCACCUCUUCCACUACCGGAAGCAUGUCUACCCAGUCCACUAGUGCUAGCACAACAAACACGGUGUCAACCACUUCCUCUGGACCACCUGGUGGCCAGUCAUCGACGUCGUCCACCACCGGAGUCUCCUCUACAACUGCGCCUCCUGAUGACUGCGAACCGACAGAUAGCUCAA
Molecule: messenger RNA, 925 nt
Organism: Trichoderma asperellum CBS 433.97
Lineage: Eukaryota; Fungi; Ascomycota; Sordariomycetes; Hypocreales; Hypocreaceae
Source: RefSeq, a predicted model, not a curated record